GGAAUGAAAAAAAAAUCCAACACCACCACACCGCCUUAAAUAUCCGAAAAGAAUUUCGUCAUCCAUUUAUCAAAGCACGGUGUCUUUGUCUCACUAUUUUCUUCUUUUUCAAGUCUUCUACUAACGCUGGAAAAAACACUUUUUAGUAGCGGUGAAGCCAGAAUUCCCCCAUCGAUGCCGGACGGCGAGUUGUCCGCCGACGGAGUCGAACCGCCCGUUACCGCUAAACCUAAAGCCUAUGCUAGCCCCUCGCCGAUCGCUGAAGUUAGUGAAGAAAAUGGAGCGAAAGUGGAAAAGAAAGAGAAGGACCCGAGAAAGAUAGCUAGAAAGUACCAAUUGGAGUUGUGCAAGAAAGCCAUGGAAGAGAACAUAAUUGUAUAUUUGGAGACUGGUUGUGGGAAGACCCAUAUUGCUGUGCUGCUUAUUUACGAGCUUGCUCAUUUGAUAAGGAAACCCCAGCAAAAGAUUUGCAUUUUUCUUGCCCCCACGGUGGCUCUUGUUCAGCAGCAAGGCAGGGUUAUAGAAGAUUCUCUUGAUUUCAAGGUUGGGACUUAUUGUGGGAACUGCAGGCACUUGAAGAAUCACCAGGACUGGGAAAAAGAGAUGGAACAAUAUGAGGUGCUGGUUAUGACCCCUCAAAUACUACUUCGUAGCUUGUAUCACUGCUUCAUCAGGAUGGAUUUAAUUGCCCUUCUGAUAUUUGAUGAGUGUCAUCAUGCUCAAAUUAAAAGCAAUCAUCCUUAUGCAGAAAUCAUGAGAGCUUUCUAUGAUAAAGCUACUGCAUCAACGCUUCCUCGUAUAUUUGGCAUGACAGCAUCUCCCAUUGUUGGUAAAGAUGCUUCUAGUCAAAUGAAUUUACCGAAAAGCAUCAACAGUCUCGAAAAUUUACUUGAUGCUAAGGUCUAUUCAAUUGGAGAUAAGGAGGAAUUGGAAAGCUUCGUAGCAUCUCCUGUCGUUAGAGUAUAUAAUUAUGGUCCUGUUGAUUUGGGCCCUUCUAGUUCCUACAUGCUUUGUUGUAGUAAACUCGAGAAGAUGAAGCGCCAGUGCAUAUCAACACUUGGCCGGAAGAAUGGCGAUUCUCAAUGUGCCAGGAGCACAAAAAAGCUACUCAGAAGAAUGCAUGAUAAUAUAAUCUUUUGUUUGGAAAAUCUUGGCCUUUGGGGAGCAUUACAAGCUUGCCGACUUCUUUUGACUGGUGAUAACUCUGAGAGGAACGAAUUGGUAGAAGAUGAGGGAAGUUUAAGCGAUGACUCUGUGUGUGAUCGAUAUCUUGCUCAGGCUGCUGAUAUUUUUGCUUCUGAUUGUAGGAGAGAUGGGACUGCACAUGAUAUAUCUGAUGUAGAGAUUUUGAAGGAACCAUUUUUCUCGAAAAAGCUUUUACGCCUUAUUGGAAUUCUUUCCACCUUCAGGUUACAGCCAAAUAUGAAAUGUAUAAUAUUUGUGAAUAGGAUUGUUACCGCUAGAUCCUUGUCAUACAUACUGCAAAACCUUAAGUUCCUAUCAUCUUUGAAGUGCCAUUUUCUUGUGGGAGUCCACUCUGGUCUUAAAAGUAUGUCACGGAAGACAAUGAAGAAAAUUCUUGAGAAGUUCAGAACUGGAGAGUUGAAUCUUUUGGUCGCAACUAAAGUGGGUGAAGAAGGACUUGACAUUCAGACAUGCUGCCUUGUGAUACGGUUUGACCUUCCAGAAACUGUUGCAAGUUUUAUCCAAUCGAGGGGCCGUGCAAGAAUGCCUCUGUCUGAGUAUGCAUUUCUGGUGAACAGUGGGAAUGAGAGGGAACUAAAUUUGAUUAAAAAUUUUAAGAACGAUGAAGAUCGUAUGAAUAUGGAAAUUUCUUUCAGAACGUCUACUGAGGUAUUUACCAGUCUUGAGGAAAGAAUGUAUAAAGUUGAUUCAUCUGGUGCUUCCAUCAGUUCAGGAUAUAGCAUCUCUCUACUUCAUCAGUACUGCUCAAAACUACCCCAUGAUGAGUACUUUGACCCCAGGCCAAGCUUUUUUUAUUUUGAUGAUAUAGGAGGAACAAUCUGCAAUAUAGUUUUACCUUCCAAUGCUCCGAUAAAUCAAAUUGCCAGUACACCUCAAUCUUCAGUGGAUGCUGCUAAAAAAGAUGCUUGUCUAAAAGCAGUUGAAGAAUUGCAUAAAUUGGGAGCCUUGAAUGACUAUCUCUUGCCAUUGCAAAAGAAUGCUUUUGAGGAGGAGACAGUGCUGGAGUCUUCUGAUUCUGGGAGCUCUGAAGCAGAUGAGGAUUCACGUGGCGAACUACAUGAGAUGCUUGUUCCUGCUGCACUUAAAGAACCAUGGACAAACUUGGAAGAUUAUGUUCUCCUAAAUUCUUACUAUAUAAAAUUUAUUCCGGAUCCUGAGGAUAGGAGCUAUAAGGAGUUUGGUCUCUUUGUCAAGUCUCCUCUCCCCAAAGAGGCUGAGAGAAUGGAGCUGGAUCUUCACCUAGCUCGCCGUAGAUCUGUGAUGACCAAGCUUGUCCCAUCAGGGGUUGCAGAAUUCAACAGAAAAGAGAUCAUGCAAGCACAGCAUUUUCAAGAAAUGUUCUUCAAGGUCAUCCUUGAUAGAUCAAAAUUCCUUUCUGAAUAUGUUCCCUUAGGAAACAAUGAAGUUUUUGCAUCAAGCUCCUCAACAUUCUAUCUGUUGCUCCCUGUUAUUUUGCACAAUUGUGAGAAUAAAGUCAUGGUGGACUGGAAGAUUAUUAAAAGAUGUUUGUCAUCUCCACUUUUUAAGACUCCAGCAGAAGCUGUAGAGAAUGGAAAUUUCCCUUCAGGUGUUUGCUUGGAACUUGCAAAUGGUUGUAGGGAUGUAAGAGAUGUUAAGAAUAGCUUUGUAUAUGCUCCACACAAGGUGGCAUUUUACUUUAUCACUAACAUUGUUGGUGAAAAAAAUGGUUACAGCCCAUACAGAGAUUCAGGCACUUUAAGCCAUGUGGAGCACUUAAAAAUGUCUGACAUUCAUCUUAAGCAUCCUGAACAACCUCUUUUGCGUGCAAAGCCACUUUUUAAAUUGCGGAAUUUGCUACACAAUCGAAAGCCGGAGGACUCAGAAUCAAAUGAAUUGGAUGAGUACUUCAUUGAUUUGCCUCCUGAGCUUUGUCAGUUGAAAAUAAUAGGCUUCUCCAAAGAUAUUGGGAGUUCACUUUCUUUGUUACCAUCAAUUAUGCACCGCCUGGAGAACUUGCUUGUGGCGAUUGAACUGAAGCAUGUUUUUUCUGCUUCAUUCCCUGAGGGAGCUGAAGUUACAGCCAAUAAGGUCCUAGAAGCACUCACUACAGAGAAGUGCCAAGAGCGUUUUUCUCUUGAAAGGCUUGAAUCACUUGGUGAUGCUUUCCUCAAGUUUGCUGUAGGCCGCCAUCUUUUUCUUUUACAUGAUGCUCUUGAUGAAGGGGGACUGACUAGGAGAAGGUCUAAUGCUGUAAAUAAUUCUAAUUUGUUCAAGCUAGCAACAAGGAGCAAUUUACAGGUUUACAUACGCGAUCAACCUUUUGAUCCUUGCCAAUUCUAUGCUUUGGGCCAUCCCUGCCAAAUAAUUUGUACUAAAGAAACUGAGGGAACUACUCAUUCACAAUAUAAUUGUCAAGCAGAUCAUGCAAAUAGUGAAGUCAGAUGCAGUAGAAAUCACCACUGGCUACAUAAGAAAACAAUUGCUGAUGUGGUUGAGGCUCUUGUUGGAGCAUUUAUAGUUGAUAGAGGCUUCAAAGCUGCAACUGCAUUUCUUAGAUGGAUUGGCAUACGAGUGGACUUCCAACACUCUCAAGUUAAUAAUGUUUGUGCUGCAAGCAAGAGGUUCAUGCCGCUCUGCUCUAAAGUGGAUACUGGAGCUCUUGAAAAUUUGUUGGGAUAUCAGUUUCUUCACAAGGGUCUACUCCUUCAGGCAUUUGUGCAUCCUUCUCACAAUAAGCAUGGGGGAGGCUGCUACCAGAGAUUGGAGUUUCUUGGAGAUGCUGUCUUGGAUUAUUUAAUCACAUCAUAUCUGUUUUCAGUCUAUCCAAAGUUGAAGCCUGGCCAGUUGACUGAUUUGAGAUCAGUGUCAGUAAACAACAAGUCCUUUGCCAAUGUUGCAGUAGAUAGAUCCUUACACAAAUUUCUUAUCUGUGAUUCUUGUCCCCUCUCCGAGGCCAUAGGAAAAUAUGUUGACUUCAUUACAUCAUCACCAGAAAGGGGAUUGUUUGAAGGGCCAAAAUGUCCAAAGGUUCUUGGUGACUUGGUAGAGUCUUCGUUUGGUGCUAUUCUCCUUGAUACAGGGUUCAACUUGAACCGUGUUUGGAAGAUAAUGCUAUCCAUUUUGGAUCCAAUCAAGAGCCUUUCAACGGUGCAGCUUAAUCCUAUUAGGGAAUUACAGGAACUUUGCCAGUCUUGCAACUGGGAUCUGAAGUUUCUAACAUCUAAAAGUGGCAGAAAUUUUUCAGUUGAUGCAAAAGUAAAGGCAGGAGAUGUUCCUCUAGCUGUUUCUGCUAUCAACCCUAACAGAAAAGAUGCUAUCAGAACUGCUUCGCAGCAAAUAUAUGCGAAGUUAAAGGCUCUAGGUUAUGCACCCAAGUCAAAGUCCUUGGAGGAAGUUUUAAAAACAAGCCGUAAGAUGGAAGCCGAGCUGAUUGGAUUUGAUGAAACACCAGUUGAUGUUGCUGAUCCUGACACUAAUGGAUCAGCAAAAAUGAAAUUGCAACAAUCUGUUGAGAAUGAUUUCAACCCCAGAAUCCAUUUUAUCAAUAAGGCAAUCAAUCUCUGUAAACCCCGCAACUCUCCUGUUAGCAGCCCUAUGCCGUCUUUUGAAGUCAAAGCAGGAUGCAUGCCAUCACCUAUUGAAGUCAAAGGAGCACUCCCCUGUUCCUCCAAUGUUGAUCCUGCUUGUGGGAUUGACACGCCAUCCAGAGGUGAAUCACUUCAAAAAACUGCUAGAUCACGAUUACAUGAAAUCUGCGCAAUCAAUUGUUGGAAACCCCCUUUGUUUGAAUGUUGUGAAGAGGAAGGACCAAGCCAUUUGAGAUCAUUCACUUUCAAGGUGAUGCUUGUAAUAGAAGAAGCCCCAGAUAUGAUCCUGGAGUGCUUUGGCAGUCCCAGGACCAAAAAGAAAGCUGCAGCAGAGCAUGCAGCAGAAGGUGCACUCUGGUACUUGAAGCAUGAAGGUUACUUGCAUUAGAUCAACUUGACAGGCUUUUGCCUCAUUGCUCCACAUAUUGGAGUUCUUUAAUUGGACAACAAUUUUUGGGUCCUUUUAUCAUCUUAAUUUAAUUCUAAUGAAUUUAAUCUCAGCAAUAUCAUCAAAAUCGAUUUAAAGAUGAUUGAUAAUAGUGUUAAAA
This is a messenger RNA of Theobroma cacao (cacao), 5302 nucleotides long. RefSeq names its product dicer-like 4 (gene DCL4). Gene Ontology annotation, biological process: siRNA processing. Gene Ontology annotation, molecular function: protein binding; RNA binding; ATP binding. The record is from RefSeq and is a predicted model, not a curated record. Gene Ontology annotation, cellular component: nucleus; cytoplasm. NCBI's taxonomy places the organism in Eukaryota, Viridiplantae, Streptophyta, Magnoliopsida, Malvales, Malvaceae.